AUGCCCGCAGACUCAAACAACCCUCCUCCCGGUCGUCGUCUCUUCCCCGUCGCCAUAGAUGACAUCGCGCAAAGUGACCCGACCAGGACGUUGGCUUCGAUUCCCUUAUCCUCCGACCUGUCUCAUGGCUAUAGAGAUGUCUCCUUCCUCAGUUUUGCCAACGCCGUCAACCGCGCCGCAUGGUUCAUCGAGACCACCUUUGGCCGCUCAGCCAAUUCCCCAACUCUGGCUUACAUCGGCAAGUCGGACAUGAGGUAUCACAUCCUGGCUAUGGCAGCCGCCAAAACUGGCUAUCAGGUCCUGUUUUCGUCUCACAUCAAUAGCCUUGCAGCCCACUUGAAUCUUCUCCAACUGUGCGAUUGUCAUCUUUUCUUGUCUGCAGAAGGUGUCGACGUCGCGGACAUAUUAGCCGCUCGCUCAAUGAAUCAUGCCAUCUGCCCGGAGUUGAACGAGCUCCUAGACCCUUCUCCCGCAGAUAAGUACCAGAUGCGCAAAACUUUCGACCAGGCUGCCCAAGAUACUUUUUUGAUCUUGCACAGUUCAGGCACCACCGGACUCCCAAAGCCAAUCCGCAUCACACAUGCUCAAAUGGCUGCCAACGACCAGAUUACCCACCUGCCUGAGGAGUGUCAGUGUGGAGGCCCUGGUUUCCGCAGGCUCAACCCCAUCAACAUUACAGCCGGCCGACUGAUUGUGCCAUUUGCUCCUUUCCAUGUGAUCAGCGCCAUACUCCUGAUGUGCUACACGGUUUUUGGCAAGACCACGUAUGUCUUCGGACCUUCGGACCGGAGCAUGAAUGCAACAGACUUGCUCGACGCCGUCGAGUAUGGUAAGGGGGACUGCAUCUUCUGCGCUCCAGCAUUCCUGGAGAAGUACGCUUCCUCAGAGCGAGAUCUCGCCAGAUUAAGCCGCUUAUCUAGCAUCACGUAUGGCGGUGGUGUACUGUCGCCUCGAGCCGCAGCCAUCCUCACGGACCGGCUUAAAAACACGACAUUUAUUCAAUUCUUUGGCGCUACAGAGAGCGGAUGUUGGAUUCUCUAUCAGAUCGGGACCGAGGACAUGGAGUACCUAUCCAUUGAUGCAUGCCAUAUGGGUAUAGAAUGGCGUCCCGUGGCAGCCGACAGCGACACUCAAUCCCCAGCGGACGGCGACUCGAAGUCACAGCCCGCCGCUCCAACACUGUAUGAACCAGUCAUAGUCCGUUUCAAGGAUCCGACCGCCGCGUCCCGUCAGACAGUCUUUCAGACCUUCCCGGAGCUCGACGAGUACGCGACGGGCGAUCUCUUCGCUCCUCACCCGAGUCGACCCAAUACAUGGAAAUUCGCGGGCCGCGUCGAUGACCUGAUCCUCUUUGGCCACGGCAUCAAGUUCCACCCGGCGGGGAUUGAGGCCAAGAUCCAACACAGCCACGACUGGAUCCGGGAGGUGCUACUGUGGGGAGAUGGGCACCAACAAGUGAUCACACUUAUUGAGCUGACGGACGAGGGUCUGAGGGAAGUGGAGAGCGGAGGCCCAGUAGCAGCACAGUUUCAAAAUGAAAUAGACCUCCUGUUCGACAAGGUCAAUGACGAAGCGCCUCUAAUUGCAAAGCUCGCCAAGACACAUGUCAUCUUCGCGACGAGAGAGAAGCCUCUUCCCCGUACGUCAAAGGGCAGUCUACGCCGUAAGGAGGCCGCGCGAGUCUACCAGGCCGAGAUCGACCAGGUGUACAGGGUCCAUGGGGACCAGAUGAUGGGCAGCAUGAUGUCGAGGGUGCACCAGUUACCUAAACCAUCCAACUAA
Fonsecaea multimorphosa CBS 102226 is the source of this 1782-nucleotide messenger RNA. RefSeq lists its product as uncharacterized. The record is from RefSeq and is a predicted model, not a curated record. The coding region runs from base 1 to 1782 and encodes 593 amino acids. The transcript is spliced from 3 exons. Lineage: Eukaryota; Fungi; Ascomycota; Eurotiomycetes; Chaetothyriales; Herpotrichiellaceae.